CCCCUCCCGUCGGCAACUUCCCAUCAGCGAUCCGUCUCGACUUCUCGAGUGUCCCAUCUCACCUCACCUCAUUCGAUUCCAUCCCCACCGCCAGCCGCCACAGGCAAGGCAAGGCAAAAGCAGCCGCGCGCCAUGGGCUCCCGCUACGAGGUGGAGGUGACGGUGGGGUCGGCGAGCAACCUGAAGAACGUCAACUGGCGGAACGGCGACCUGAGGCCGUACGCCGUGCUGUGGGUGGACGACGGGCCCAAGUGCUCCACCCGCGUCGACCCCGACAACGGCGAGGACCCCGUGUGGGACGACAGGGUCGUGGUCCCUGUCCCUCCCGCCUCCGCCGCGCGCCUCGGCGACGCCGUCCUCCACGUCGACGUCGUCCACGCCGCCGACGCCGACGCCGACGCCGACGAGGUCAAGCCGCUCGUCGGCUCCGCGCGCCUCCCGCUCCGCGACGUCCUCGACGACGCCGGCGGCGUCGGCGUCGGCGGGCCUAAGGUCUCCCGCACCCUCAGGCUGAAGCGGCCCUCGGGCCGCCCGCAGGGCCGGGUCGAGGUCCGCGUCGCCGUCCGCGAGGCGCCGCCGCCGCCAAGCUACUACGACCCGAGCCCGUACCCGGCGCCCGCGUACGGGAACCCCGCCGCCGCCCGGGACCCGUACUACGCGGCGCCGCCGGCGUAUGGAGGACAGCCGCCGUACGCCGCGCCGCCGGUGGGGUACCCGGCUGCCGCCGCCGCCGCCGCUCCUCCUCCAUACGGUGGUGGUUAUGGAGCCGCUCCUGCGGCGGCGUAUACGUACGGGGAUCCUGCGGCUGCUCCAGCUGCCCAGAAGAGCAGCAAGAUGGGGAUGGGGACGGGGCUGGCCGUCGGCGCCGCGGCGGGGCUGCUGGGCGGCUUGGCGCUGGCGGAAGGGGCGAGCUACGUGGAGGACAAGUUCGAGGAUCACGUCGCCGAGAAGGUGGAGGAGGAGACGUUCGGCGACGGCGACGGAGACUACGACGACGAUUACUAGAAGCAAAGCAGGAGACGUGCACCCGAGUGCGGAGCAUCAAACCGAAUUCCUGAGACAACCCCAAUCAGUGGCGGAUCUAGAAACGAGCUACACCCCGGGCUAACUAAUAGCAGCCACCAUGUAACUGUUUGCUUUAUCCAAACACAAACCAUAUACUGAUUAAUAUAUACUCCUCUGUCCACGAAAGAGCCAA
Messenger RNA from Sorghum bicolor (sorghum), 1198 nucleotides. Its product is annotated as protein SRC2 homolog. Gene Ontology annotation, biological process: defense response. NCBI's taxonomy places the organism in Eukaryota, Viridiplantae, Streptophyta, Magnoliopsida, Poales, Poaceae. The coding region runs from base 133 to 1005 and encodes 290 amino acids. The record is from RefSeq and is a predicted model, not a curated record. The transcript has a single exon.